UAUAUGGUUAGAAUUAGGAAGUUAUCCUCUACAUUUUUUAUAUUCUAAGAUCAAUUCGCUCGUGAAAUCUUGUAUGGACGAGUUAAUCGCCAUCAUCAUCGUUUACUUACAAUAAGCAGAAAGAUACAUUUCUGAAUAUAUGCGAAUCAGAAUUGGUGUAUAGGUCAAGUCAAAUUUUUAGGUAUUGAGCUCUAUUGCUGUUUAACACAAUGUCAUUAUUUAAUAAACCAAAACGGAAUAUACGUCGGCGACCUUUCAAUGAUGAGGACGAGGAUAAUGAAAACAGGAUGGAAAUGGAAGAUACUCAACCUGUCAAAGUAAAAACUAAGAAGAAAGACAAGCCAAAACAAACGCUCCUUAGUUUUGGAGAGGAGCUAGAAGAAGCGGAUGAUGGAGAAGUUUUUAAGGUGAAGAAAUCUUCAAGGAGCAAAAAACUGAUGAAACAGCUAGAUCACGAAAGGAGAAAAAAGAAAGGUGAAGAGAAAAUGCAAGCGGACUCUGAGCAAGCAAACAUGUCCAUUAAACAGGAAAAAGAUUUAGAAAUAAAGACAGAUGAUCUAGUAGUUAAAAUAAAAAAUACUGGACCACUGAUUUUAAAUGGAAGAGCUGCAUUAGCAGCAGGCAAGGACGAUUAUACAUCUGAUGAAGAAGAUGAAUCAGGUUCUCAUAAAUUUCGAAAAUCUACAAAUAAAGCUGAUACGAUGAAGAUACUACUUGAGAGUGGCUGUAUACCUGAUGCUGCUAUGAUACACGCAGCUAGAAAACGUAGACAAAAAGCUAGAGAAUUGGGUACUGAUUAUAUUCCUUUAGAUGAACAAAGUGAUGAAAAGGGAAAGUCACGAUUAAUUAGAGAAGAAGAUCAUGAUAGAAGUGACGACGAUUCUCAAGAUCGUAUUGAUAUGACCGUCAAUACAGAAGCACGAGAUAAAGAGAAGAGAAGAGAAGCUUUUCUUGCAUCACAGGUUUCAAGCAAACUAUCAGACGAAGAAAGUGAAAAUGAAAAUGAAGAAGAAGAAUGGGAAGCUCAACAAAUUCGGAAAGGUGUUACAGGGGCUCAGAUUGCAGCAGUUCAUCAAGAUUCUAUGAUACAACAACAAUUUACGUUAGGAUUAAAUGUUAAUCAAAUGGUUGCACCUGGAGUACCAUUAGAAAUGGUUAUGAUGCCAGCACCACCACCUCCACCAACUAUUCAACCACCGGAUCCAACAAAAGUUGUGCCCAUUACACCCCAAGAAGUUAUUAAUAAAAUGCGUGCAAGGUUGGAUAGUUUAAAAGAAGUACAUUCUCGUCAUCAAUUAGAUCAACAUCAACUUGAACAGGAAUUAGUGCAGACUGUGAAAGAAUUGGAUGAAGGCGAAGCUCGUGCGCCGCAGCUUGCACAACGCUUCAGAUAUUACCAAGAGUUGCGUGGGUAUGUCACUGACUUGGUAGAGUGUCUUGAUGAGAAGCUGCCUUUGGUUAUUGGAUUGGAACAACGCUGGCUGGAUCUAUACGGGGAACGUUCAAUAGAACUAAUGGAAAGAAGAAGACAAGAUACGAGAGAUCAAGCUGAAGAAAUAACAACUGCAGCAAGAGGUCAAGCAAUAAGGAGAGGUCCAGAAGUUGAAGCACGUAUUCGACGAGUUACAGAAAGAGAAGGUAGACGAGCACGUCGUAGAAGAGCUAGAGAAUUAGCUCCAACAUUACCGAAGCAUAUAGAUGGCAUGUCCAGCGACGAUGAAGUCACUGAACAACAAAAUCUUGCAUUUAAGCAAGCUAAAGAGGAAAUUGAUAAAGAAGGUAAAGAAAUAUUUGCCGAUGUAAUGGAUGAUUAUUGUACAUUGAGAGGCAUUCUUACAAAAUUAGAAUUAUGGAGAGAAACUGAUAUAGAUGCUUAUAUGGAAGCUUACGUAUCUUUAUGUAUACCUAAAAUUUUAUCACCUCUUAUAAGAUUACAAUUAAUAACCUGGAAUCCUAUCAUGGAAAGUGCUGAUAUAGAAAGGACGAAGUGGUAUAAUACAUUAUUGCUAUAUGCAUUAGAUAAAAAAGAAACAGAAGAUUCAUUGAAGCGAGAUCCUGACGUAAGAUUAGUACCGCUCACUGUUGAGAAAGUUGUAAUACCUAAAUUAACAGCUAUUGUGGACAAAAUUUGGGAUCCAAUGUCUACUUCCCAAACAUUACGUCUUGUUGGUACAGUGAAUCGACUUAUUAGAGAUUAUCCAAAUUUGAAUGAUACAAGCAAACCAUUAGAAUCAUUAUUUAAUGCUAUAUUGGAAAAAGUCAAAUCAGCUGUUGAAAAUGACGUUUUUAUACCAAUUUUUCCAAAACAAAUUUUGGAUAACAGGCAUCAAUUUUUCCAACGACAAUUUGCUAUGGCGGUUAAAUUAUUAAGAAAUUUGUUAAGUUGGCAAGGUCUUCUUGGAGACGCUCAAUUAAAAAAUUUAGCAUUGGGCUCGUUAUUAAAUCGUUAUCUAUUAGCUGGCUUACGAGUCUCAUCUGCACCAGAUGCACUUUUUAAAGCGAAUAUGAUUAUGAGUACUUUACCACGAGCUUGGUUGCAAGGUGAAACAAUAGAGCAUCUUAAAAUGUUUGCCACUCUUAUUCAACAAUUGAGCGAGCAAUUAGAUCAAGCGAAUCCUGCACAUAACGAAGCCUGGGAAUACUCUAAAUCCAUCCUGAAGAUAAUUAAACCUUUGUAAUAUAUUGGAUUAGAAUGUUCUUAGUAUCAUUUAUUUACAUUUUAUAAUUACUAAUUGUUACCCAUCCAUAGUUUUAUACACUUACAGAUAAAAGGAUAUUAUAUAGUAUACAUUUUAGUACAAUUACAAUUAGAUGUAUAAUACAUAUUAUUUUAUACAGUAAUAAUGUAAACAUUAUUUAACAUGUGUUUAGACAAAAAAAACAAAAAAAAUAAUACACUUGCUAUAGUUGUAUAUAAUCCGGUGCACAUUAACAAAUAAUAUUGUAAAUAUUCACUAUUUCUUUAAAGAGAAAAAUAACGUUCUUUAUUAGAAAUCAUUAAAUAGUGUGUACAAUUAGUUGUCUUCGUGUUU
Molecule: messenger RNA, 3032 nt
Organism: Polistes dominula (European paper wasp)
Lineage: Eukaryota; Metazoa; Arthropoda; Insecta; Hymenoptera; Vespidae
Product: PAX3- and PAX7-binding protein 1
Biological process (GO): mRNA splicing, via spliceosome
Cellular component (GO): nucleus
Molecular function (GO): DNA binding
Source: RefSeq, a predicted model, not a curated record